Messenger RNA from Macadamia integrifolia, 1280 nucleotides. RefSeq lists its product as uncharacterized. Bases 360 to 1004 code for a protein of 214 amino acids. The transcript has 4 exons. Lineage: Eukaryota; Viridiplantae; Streptophyta; Magnoliopsida; Proteales; Proteaceae. The record is from RefSeq and is a predicted model, not a curated record.
GACACAAAUUCCUUGAGACACUUCCAAACUAAAGAUCAAAUCAUCAAAACGCGGCCAUCAUUGACAUGCAGUAAAGAGUGAACGCGAGGGGUAGGCGACGAGAAGUCUUCAAUCUUCCCCAAGCCUCUCGUUAGUUCGUUCGUUCGUUCUUGUGUAGGGUUCUCUCCAACCUCAACCUGUGACCAUUGUUUACUGCAACUCGUGGCCACAAAUGUCUCGGUUAAUUUUUUAGUAUAAUCCGGAGAUUGAUUCACUACCGAACUUCUCAACUUUGUUUGCUUGUUCUAUACGCUUUUGGUUUCUCCUCUCUUAAAUUUCGUAAUGGUAUUCGGCUCCGACUGACAUCAGAGAGAAGAAGAAUGUCGCCUACACAGAUUUUGAAAUCGAGUUUCUCUCCUUUUCUUGGUUUUCCAACUGAUUCUAGUGGGAAAAUCAGUUGGUUUUGCUCGAAUUCUGAACUUUCGGUUGCACAGAGGAAGAUUGUGAAACUUCAGAAUCGAUUUAAGGUAUGUUGCCGACUCCAGGAGGGCGAUAACGAAAACAAUAGUGAAGAACCUCCAGAAUCAUUGUUCAUGAAAGAACUAAGGAGAAGGGGAAUGAAUCCUACUUCACUGCUUAAAGACAGCAACAGAAGUGUGUAUGGGCUAGAUGAAGAGGGAAAGGAGGAAGAUGGCAGAAGUUUCUCAAAGAGAAAUGCAGUCUUACCAGAUAUUGAGAAAAGCUUAUCCAACCAGAGAGAGCGUUCAAUGGCAUUGAACAGUGAAGGCCUUGAGGGUUUGAUUCCACGGGCUAAACUUCUCCUAACACUUGGAGGGACAUUCUUCUUGGGGUUUUGGCCGGCGAUACUUCUGAUAGUUGCAUUCUUUUCUGCUCUCUACUUUUAUAAUGGUCCAAGUUUUGUACAUGAUGGAAGCAAAACUCCCAUAUCAGUGCCAUCACAUAUUGAUCCAUAUGCACUUCUUGAAGAUAAAAGGAUAUCAAAGUCAGCUCCACAUGUAAAUUGAAGAUACCAUGCCUUCUGGAACUUGUCCUAGUGACUUUGGAAGAAGAAAGGAUAUAUUAAAGUCAGUCGUUCAACAUAGAACACAACUAUGUAGCUGGGUUUGGACUUUGAUUGCAACUUCCUUGUCUGUCAAAACAAAUUGGUGGGAAGUUUGCAUGAUUGCAUCCAUCUGUUAAAUGAUUAUUUUAUUAAUCUUCGAAGGAAAUGUAAUUGAAUCAAAAUUCAGCUGGACUUCUGUAUUUAACUAUCCUGUUCACAUGAUAUUCUUAGUUUCUUA